UCUCACUACACAACCCCGCUUGGAAGCUUCAUCUCCACCGGUGCGAUCUUCACCGGUCUUCUUCUUGCGCUCUGGUCUUUCUGUAGAUCGUUCGAGAUGACGGUGGCUGUGUGCCAUGUCAUGCCGGCGCUGGACGUCGCUCCUCCUCACACUCACACUCGCAUGCCGGCGCCGAUGACGCCCCCGCCGCGGCAGCUGGACAUGUGGAGCGCCAUCCAGGCCCCGGCCACCAAGCCCGAGCCGCCGGCGGUCAAGGCCAGGGCCGGCUACCCGAUGGCGACGGUGCGGCGGUCCAUGAGCCACGAGAGCCUGAGCCUCUGCACGGAGAGCCUCGGCUGCGAGACCGGCACCCGCGGCGACUUCCUCGACCUGGCGUCCCUCCUCUACGCGCCGCCACUGUCGUCCCACCAGAGCGAGGAUGCCGUCGCCCAAGAAGAAGAGCAGGAAGAGACGGCGGCCGGGGAGCUGAAGCUGAGCGCGGUGCAGUACCACCGCGCCCGGCCGCAGCGCGCGUUCCCGCCGCCGCUACCGUCCAUGUCGCGCCACCGCGGCGACGACGGCGGGCCGUGCUUGCGGGUGCGCCCGCACCGCCGUGACGGGCGCCUCGUGCUCGAGGCUGUGGCCGCGAAGCCCCAGGGGUACCUCCACGCGCAGCGCCAGGACGGCCGCCUCAAGCUCUGCUUCGUGGACUACUCUGCUUCGGACUCUGUCCUCGACCACCAGAAGCAGAGCAUGGUGCAACAGCAACAGCCAGGCCAAGAACAGAUGCUGCAAGAGAAGGAUGUUGAAGAAGUUGUCGACGACGAAGAAGAUGAAGUGGAGGAGGAGGGGGACGAGGUGGAGGUGGUGGACAGGGGAAUGAUGGUGGAGGUGGUGGCGGCGUCCGGCAAGGCGCAGCGGUGCUCCAGGAUCGUCAUCAACAAGUUCGUCGGCGGCGCUCCGGUCACCACCGACGACGUGAACACGAUCCCGUCCCCAUCGCGCAGCUUCAGAGCUACCGAGGACGAAUUAGCCGCUCCGACCGUGACGUCGGGGUUGCGCCGGGUGCCGUCGUCCACCACGACGCUGGCCGCCGCGGUGGCCGCCGCGUCCACUGGCAUGCAGUCCGACGAGGAGGACGAGGAAGAGGUUGAGGAGGAGAGCGCGUCGCUGCUGUUCACGUCGCGGGUGGGGGACAGGGAGGAGCUGAUGCAGAGCGUGCGGCGGUGCCGGCAGCUCCGGCAGAGGCCGCUCUUCAUCGUGGAGUCAUACUCCAUCAUCGCCGCCUGAUCAUUACUCCAAACUAAUCUUCAUCGCCGCCAAUUUUGUAUUGUACUGUAUUUGACAAUGAAUGAAUUUAUAUGAAA
This is a messenger RNA of Triticum aestivum (bread wheat), 1346 nucleotides long. Its product is annotated as protein FAF-like, chloroplastic. The transcript has a single exon. The coding region runs from base 97 to 1269 and encodes 390 amino acids. Lineage: Eukaryota; Viridiplantae; Streptophyta; Magnoliopsida; Poales; Poaceae. The record is from RefSeq and is a predicted model, not a curated record.